Messenger RNA from Stegastes partitus (bicolor damselfish), 1734 nucleotides. It is a transcript of the gene sox17, whose product is annotated as SRY-box transcription factor 17. NCBI's taxonomy places the organism in Eukaryota, Metazoa, Chordata, Actinopteri, Pomacentridae. Gene Ontology annotation, molecular function: RNA polymerase II cis-regulatory region sequence-specific DNA binding; DNA-binding transcription activator activity, RNA polymerase II-specific. Gene Ontology annotation, cellular component: nucleus. Bases 218 to 1402 code for a protein of 394 amino acids. The record is from RefSeq and is a predicted model, not a curated record. Gene Ontology annotation, biological process: positive regulation of transcription by RNA polymerase II; angiogenesis; negative regulation of canonical Wnt signaling pathway. The transcript is spliced from 2 exons.
UAGUCGCUAUGUUUCAGUCCAUGCGGCUCCUGGAAGUAGCUAAUGGAUGUGACUUUUUCAUUCCAGCCUGAAAGCCAGAAACGUUGAUUUUUUAUUUUUUUCGUGAUACGUUUUUUUGUUGUUUUUUUUAUUUUUAUUUUCAUCUCCAGGCUGUGAUCGUGUGUUGUCGCCUCUGCGAGCUGUCCGGUGGCUCUCCAACCCUCCCAGCUGGACAGAGAUGAGUAGUCCCGAUGCGGGUUACGCCAGCGACGAUCAGACCCAGGCAAGGUGUACGAUGUCAGUCAUGAUGCCUGGAAUGGGACACUGCCAGUGGGCCGACCCUCUCAGUCCUCUUGGGGACACCAAAGUGAAAAACGAGCCGUGCGCGUCCGGCUCCGGCGGCCAGAAUCGCGGGAAGAGCGAACCGCGGAUCCGGCGGCCCAUGAACGCGUUCAUGGUCUGGGCGAAGGAUGAGCGCAAGAGGCUGGCGCAGCAAAACCCGGACCUGCACAACGCCGAGCUGAGCAAAAUGCUGGGGAAAUCGUGGAAAGCCCUUCCUGUCACAGAGAAGCAGCCCUUUGUGGAGGAGGCCGAGCGGCUGCGGGUUCAGCACAUGCAGGAUCACCCCAACUACAAGUACCGGCCCCGGCGGCGGAAGCAGGUGAAGAGGAUUAAGAGGCUGGACUCCGGCUUUCUGGUCCCCGACCACCAGGCCCAGUCGAUGCCCGGGGACGGCAGAGUGUGCGUGGAGAACCUGGGCCUCGGCUACCACGAGCACGGCUUCCAGGUUCCCCCGCAGCCGCUCAGCCACUACAGGGAUGCUCAGGGACUCGGGGGCCCCUCUUAUGAGACCUACAGCCUCCCCACGCCCGACACUUCUCCCCUGGACGCUGUGGAGUCAGACUCCAUGUUCUUUCCUCCACACUCGCAGGAGGACUGCCACAUGAUGCCGGCGUACUCGUACCACUCUCAGGCAGCAGAGUACCAGCCCCAGGACCCCCUGUCCAACUCCAUCCUGCACCGGCACCCAGGAUCGGCUCCGGAGCAGCCACCACCUCAGCCUGCCACCCUGCCCCCCUCCUACAUGGGAUGCCCCAACCCUCUGGCCAUGUAUUACACCCAGCACUGCAGCCCCGGCCACCCCAAGCGGCACCCCGGUGGGGCAGGACAGCUCUCCCCACCGCCUGACUCCCACCCUCACCCCGCAGACAGCGUGGAGCAGAUGCACCACUCCGAGCUGCUGGCCGAGGUGGACCGCAGCGAGUUCGAGCAGUAUUUGAGUUCCUCUGCGGCGCGUGCGGACAUGGCAGGCUUGCCGUACGGGCCACAUGAGGCUGGCAUGCAAGGACCUGAAAGCCUCAUAUCAUCGGUGCUGUCAGACGCCAGCACAGCUGUCUAUUACUGUAGCUACAACAACUCCUAACCUCCUGCCCGGCCUGCUGCAAGGACACAUGAUCUGACCUCAAAUCUCUGUAGCUAAAUUUGAACAAAAAGAAAAAAAAAAAAAAGUUUUUAUUUUUCACUACUGACACAAGAGGCUGGAGAGAUUUUGAACUUUGACUUUGUACUGUAUCAUGUAGGAGCAGUGAAUAAAGCCAUAGAAUAUUUUAAUAUGAACACUGGUUUCUCUUCCUCUCAGUUCAUUUUGUGAUAAUAAAUAUUGUACAGCCACUAUUUUAAAGUUUAUGUACAUACCGCAGUGUUGUUGUUUUUUUAUACUUUUUGCACUUUUGAGAAAUAAAUGUUUGCAAAUAA